CCCGGGCCAUUCCCGCUUUAAGGACCCGGGCCAUUCCCGCUUUAAGGAGGGAUCCGGGUCGUUACCGCUUUAAGGCGCUCCUGGAGGUGGCUGGGAAAGAAGAUGGCGGCGCCGCGGGAGGAGGAAGAGAGUCUGGAGGCGCGGCUGAAUAAAGCUACAAAUCCCUUAAACCGAGAACUGGACUGGGACUCGAUUACAGCAUUCUGUGACCAGCUGAACAAGGAAUUGGAAGGACCCCAGCUUGCUACAAGAUUUCUGGCACAUAAGAUCCAGUCCCCACAAGAAUGGGAAGCUGUUCAAGCCUUGACGGUCUUGGAGACGUGUAUGAAAAACUGUGGCAAAAGAUUUCACAAUGAAGUUGGAAAGUUCAGAUUUUUGAAUGAACUAAUCAAAGUGGUGUCGCCCAAAUAUCUUGGAACACGAGCUCCUGAGAAGGUGAAAAAUAAAGUCCUAGAAUUGAUGUUCAGUUGGACAGUGGGUUUACCAGAUGAACUGAAGAUCACAGAAGCUUAUCACAUGCUGAAAAAGCAAGGAAUUCUAAAGCAGGAUCCCGUGUUGCCUAAAGAAGAGCUUCUCCCUUCACCCCCUCCACGUCCAAAGAAUGCUAUGUUUGAAGAUGAGGAAAAAUCGAAGCUACUGGCAAGACUGCUGAAGAGCAACCACCCUGAAGAUCUACGAGCUGCAAAUAAACUAAUCAAGGAGAUGGUCCAGGAGGACCAGAAGAGAAUGGAGAAGAUUUCUAAAAGAGUGAAUGCAAUUGAGGAGGUGAACAAUAACGUUAAACUUCUGAGUGAGAUGCUGGAGAACUACAGCAAAGAUGAAACCUCGGAGAGCAAUGAAGAAAUAAUGAAGGAAUUGUACCAGCGAUGUGAAAAGAUGAGACCCACACUAUUCAGAUUGGCGAGUGAUACUGAGGAUAAUGAUGAGGCUCUCGCUGAAAUCCUCCAAGCGAAUGACAACUUAACGCAGGUCAUUAACACGUACAAGAAGAUCGUGAAAGGCGAAGAAAUCAAUGGGGUGACUGACACGCCGAGCAUUAAAGCCAGCCGCUCUGCACUACUAGAUCUGUGUGGGUUGGAGACUGGAUCAAAUGCUCCAUCCUACCCUGCUGCCCCCGCUAAUCAACAUUGGAAUGCAGAGCUCGCAUCAGAUCUCACCGGCUCCAUAUCAUUACUAGAUGAUGAAUUAAUGUCAUUAGGGCUGAAUGACCUCGUCCCCAAUACAAUGCCCACAACGCAGGCUGUCGACUCAAGCAAUUGGAAUACAUUUCAGUCUGCCGAGUCUGAUGAGCUGAGUGGCCCUGCAGCCUCUGUGGAAGCCAGUAUGAUGUCUACGGAAUUGCUAAAGCCAGCUACUUCGACUGCCUGCCACCAAACCCCGGCUGCCAGCGCAGGAAGUAAAGCCUUGGACGACUUGGAUAUGUUGGGGAAAACUCUCCUUCAGCAGUCGUUGCCUCCGGAAUCUCAACAGGUUAAAUGGUCGGCUCCUCAGCAAAGGCAAACACUUCGAGAUCUCCAGAACAAAGCAGGCACUAACUCCGCAUCUGCCAUGGACACCAUGCCACUCAUGCCUGCUUUGACCAAGAGUGUCUCACCGAUCUUGACAAGACCGAUCCCUCCAACAGGCCUUACCCCUCACCCUGAUCAGCCACUGGUGUUUGGGCAUGGUUCGUUACUUGCCUCAGCCUCUGCCGGUGCCUCGAGCAUAGGACAACGUGGAGCUCACUCCAGCGCUCACUCCGGCCUCAAAUCAUCACUGCUGUCUCACCAGGAAAUAUCGCUAACUAAUGUUUUAGUACCUCUAGAAUCUAUAAAACCAAGUAGCAUCUUACCAGUGACAGUGUACGAUAAGAAUAGCUUUCGCAUUCUCUUUCACUUUGCAAAGGACCCCCCUCAUGGCCAGCCUGAUGUGUUGGUGGUGGUCACGUCUAUGAUAAGCACAGCACCACAAACGGUGAAAAAUAUAAGAUUCCAAGCUGCUGUUCCAAAGGUCAUGAAGGUGAAACUUCAGCCUCCCUCUGGCACCGAGCUGCCAGCAUUCAAUCCUCUCGUUCCACCUUCCGCAAUUACACAGGUCUUGCUUCUAGCAAACCCACAGAAGGAGAAAGUGCGAUUACGAUACAAGCUCACGUUUGCGCUGGGCGACCAAACCUUCAAUGAAAUGGGAGACGUGGACGAGUUCCCACCUCCAGAGUCCUGGGGGAGUCUCUAACACGGACACAAACAGACACUACAUGGGCACCUCUCUACUCUAUUGCUAGGAGACCGCCUGCAUUUUACUUAUUAGGGUGAACUUAAAAGGGGUGACCAUGGUUUUAAAAUGGUGUCCUGACGCAGUCCGUUUCUAAUUUCUAGGGCUGAUCUUACCACACAAUAAACUGCUCCGGAGCGACAACUCUGUUCUGAUACUGAGCAAGACCUUGUUACUCCUGCUGUUAACUAGUUAUGUCACAAAUAGUUUCUCCCCCUCCCCCCCCCUCUGUGUGCAAUAGUGUUGCAGCUCCUGUCGUAAGGACUCCAUAACUUUAUUCAGUAUGUGAUAAAAUCAUUCAAAGUUUUAUUCCUGACUCGUUUCAAAGUCUACUUUUUCGGAGGCGCUCGUUAGCGCCCGCCUCUGUUGGUGUGUCGCCUUCUGGAAUAUGAUUUUUAUUUUAUUUUGUCCGCAAGUUUGGAUGAAUAAGUGGCAGAAGUUGUGGCUAGUGGACAGGAGAAGGGUUGGAGCCGAGAGGUUCAACUUCCCAGUUCCUGCCCUUGGGUAGCGUGUUACCUUGGAUAUUAGGUAGCGCGUUGGAGGCUGGUUGUGUGCUCCAAUGUUGCGGUUUGUUCGUGAUUUGGUCAAAGAAUGUGGGAAGAAACUGCUGGAGUAGCUGAGUGAGGCAGGCAGUAUCUCUGGAGAGAAGGAAUGGGUGACGUUUCUUUAGUCUGAAGAAGGGUCUCGACCCGAAAGGUCAGAGAAAGAUAGACAUAGAAAAUUGGUGCAGGAGUAGGCCAUUCGGCCCUUCGAGCCAGCACCACCAUUCAAUAUGAACAUGGCUGAUCAUCCAAAAUCAGUACUCCGUUCCUGCUUUACAUAGAAAAUAAGUGCAGGAGGAGGCCAUUCGGCCCUUUGAGCCAGCACCGCCAUUCAUUGUGAUCAUGGCAGAUCAUCCACAAUCAAUAAUCCGUGCGUGCCUUCUCCCCAUACCCCUUGAUUCCACUAGCCCCUAGAACUCUAUCUAACUCUUUUAAAUUCAUCCAGUGAAUUGGCCUCCACUGCCUUCUGUGGCAGGGAAUUCCACAGCUUCAUAACUCUCUGGGUGGACAAAGUUCCCCGUUCCUUCUCCCCAGAGAUGCCUCCUGACCCGCUGAGUUACUCCAGCAUUUCGUGUCUACCUUCGGCGUAUACCGGCAUCUGCAGUUCCUUCCUACACGAAUGUUGGAAAGAAUCUGGGUGGUGGGAGAAGGGGCAAAUAAAGUCCAGCAAGGAGAGGAAUAAUUUUUAAUGUCCGAACCACUGCAAUUUUCCAUCUCAAACAGAUGCAGAGUUAAGACUAUGCCCCUUGAUUUAGCUUGCAUGUAUUUCUGUUUGGGGGGGGAAAAAAAGCUAGUUCUUCGGAUGUACAUGAUCUGUUUCUCCUCUGCACCCAACAAGGCCCAAGUAGUUCACAAGGAAUAUUUGAAGCGGGUGUCCCUUGCUGAAGUUUGGUUUGCUCACCUUGGCUUCCCCAUGGCUGGUUCAGCCACAGAGUAUCCAGCUGAGAAUACUGACCUUAUGCAGCCUUUAAGUACGUACCUGCGGGUGAGAAACCUAAUCCCUUUGCUCUUCCCUCUCCGGUGUAAAAAUAGCUCGGCAAAUAGUGUGAUCUUGUCCUGAUCUGAAAUCUUCAAAAUGAGCAAUACUAACCUGAGACAUCGGGUGGCCACUGUGGCGCAGCGGGUAGAGUUACUGCCUCACAGCGCCAGAGACCCGGGUUCCAUCCUGACUACUGGUGCUUGUCUGUACCGAGUUUGUACCUUCUCCCCGUGACCUGCGUGGGUUUUCUCCGAAUUCUUCCGUUUCCCCCCACACUCCAAAGACGUGCAGGUUUGUAGGUUAAUUGGCUUGGUAUAAAUGUAGAAAUUGUCCCUAGUGGGUGUAGGAUAGUGUUAAUGUGCAGGGAUCGCUGGUUGGCACGGACCCGGUGGGCUGAAGGGCCUGUUUCCGCCCUGUAUCUCUAAGUGCUUUCAUGUCACAGGGUGAUGGAGCAUUGGUGAAAUAAGCGUUAGGAAGAGAAGUUAGAACAACUUGAGACUGAGGUAGUAAUAAACUCUGCUUUAAUCCAAGUGCAGGUGAUAUGCUUUGCAUUUUUAAUGUUCCUUAAAGUUAGUUUAGUGCCAGUAAUCACUGUGAUUAGUGUGAAGGUAGACACAAAAUGCUGGAGUAACUCAGCGGGACAGGCAGCAUCUCUGGAGAGAAGGAACGGGUGACGUUUCAGGUCGAGACCCUUCUUCAGCCUGAUUUUGUGCCUAUCUUCGAUUUAAACAAGCAUCUGCAGUUCCUUCCUGUACGUGAUUCGUGAGACCCCUACUGUUGGACUUGACUCUUAAACUCCUGAGGGAAAAUUCUUUCCCGAGAUCCUUACUUGCAGGUGAAUCGAGCAAGGAUUCAGAGUGGCUCUUUGCACAGUGGGCUACAGAUGCAGGCUGUAGAGCCCUGUGCACAAAGCUGAGACUUAACUGGGAGGAGGGUCCUGGUGGCGGAUGGAGAAAGACAGAGUGGAUCUUGGGCACCAUAUGUGGCAGAGACAUAGAGAUUUGCAGCGUGGAAACAAGCCCCUUUGGCCACUCUUGCCCAAACCGGCCAAAAUGUCCCAUCUACAUUAGUCGCACCUGUGCGUUUGACCCAGGUCCUUCUAAACCUCUCCUAACCAUGUGGCUGUCUGAUUGUUUCUUAAACAUUGCCUCAAUUACCUCCUCCUGUAGCUCGUUACUCCUCACAUUCCUAUUAAAUCUCUGCACCCUCACCUUGAACCUAUGUCCUCUGGUCCUCGAUUCCCCCCCACUCUGGGCAAGAGACACUGUGUGUUUUCCCGAUCUAUUCCUCUCAUGAUUUUGUACACCUCCGUGCGAUCACCCCUCAUCCUCCUGCGCUCCAAGGAAUAAGAGUCCCAGCCUGCUCAACCUCUCCCUAUAGCUCAGGCCCUCAAUGAAGAGUAUAGGUGCACAUCAGUGGAUGGGGAUGUGGUGGGUUUGAGCAGUGGACUAUUUCAGCUGGAGUGGCUCGGCCCACUCAAGUACUGAACGGAUAAUGUACAUCGACCAAGGCGAUAGUCGCCUCCAAAAAUAGAGGCGUGAAAAUGAGAAUGUGGGUGAGGCCUUACACUUAGAGUUUGCACAUGUGGUCUGCAGAAUGCACAAGUGAUAGAUGACUUGUUAGUCUGUGAGCUGGAACGUGGUUGAUUACAAGGGUCCUCUUUAACUGGAUCUUAAUUCCGAUCGCAGAAAUCAUUACAUAUCUGAAGGUAGACAAAAACGCUGGAGGAACUCAGCGGGCGAGGCAACAUCUAUGGAGCAAAGGAAUAGGUCGAGACCCGAAACGUUACCUAUUCCUUCGCUCCAUAGAUGCUGCCUCACCCACUGAGUUUCUCCAGCAUUUUUGUCUACCUUCGAUUUUUCCAGCAUCUGCAGUUCUUUCUUAAAUAUACUGCACUAUUACAAUGGAAGUUUAUGUGGCAGUGAGCCAGCGUUUUGAGGUGUCGUGACAUUUGGACAAGAUUAGAUUAUGUUUUUUUAUGCUUAGUUUAGAGAUGCAGCGUGGGAACUUCGGCCCACCGAGUCCACGCCAACCAAUGAUCAACCAUUCACUAGUUCUAUCCCACGCGCUACAUGAGGGACAAUUUUACCGAAGCCAAUUAACUUCCAAACCUGUGCGCCUUUGGGGUGUGGGAGAAAAACAGGAGCUCACACGGUCUCAGGGAGAGCGUACUAACUCCACACAGACAGCACCCGUUGUCAGGAUCGAACCCGGUUCUCUGACGCUGUAACGCAUACCGUAUGGUUCAAGCACAUAAUUGAGGCUUGUUCUUAAAAAAAAAAAAUAAAAUAAAAUUGAGUAAGACAAAAUAAAACUAGGAAAAGGCUGGAAAAGUGUUGGAGAAUUAGCUUUUUUUUUCCGCGCAUAAAAUAAUUCACGAAGGGUGCGCGCAGCGGGUAGUGCCGCUGCUUCACGGGACCAGGGUUCGAUUCUGACCUCGGGAACUGUCUGUGUGGAGUUUGCAGGACUCCCUGUGACCGCGUGGGUUUCCUCCGGGUGCUCCGGUUUCCUCCCACUUCCCAAAGACGUCGGUCUGUAGAUAAAUUGGUUAGCUGUAAAUUGCCCCCAAGUGUGUGGGGAGCGGUUGAGAAAAUUGGAUAGCAUAGAACUAGUGUGAAUGGGUAACGGCUAGUCAGUGUGGACUCGGUGGGCCGAAGGGCCUGUUUCCAUGCUGUAUCGAAACUAAACUAACUGAAUAUAGCAGUUGUGUUGGACCAUUUGCAGACCACUAGUUGCUUGUGAAUCGGCAGACUUCAUUUCUCAUGAAACUGGGGAUGUUGCUGAAACAAUUCAAUGGCAUCUGGGUUGUGCUGACCCGUUGCCCCAGUCCGUUCCCACCAACCUAAUGACCACGGCCUUUUUUCCCGUUCAAAACGUGGUGUGCGUUAAAUUGUUUUUUAAAUAACCAGUGCUCGAAUAAAAUGCAAGGAAAUGUUACCCAAAUGAACACUAGAUGCAAGACAAAAACUUCCCUUCAUCGACUCUUCAACGAAAGCCCCACAAACAACACUAUCCACAGCCGAGAUCAAUGAGCUCGGCCAUGUUGGCUGCCUCUAAGCCACAUUGUAAUGCCUUGCAUAGUGGUAUUAACCUGAAACCCUAGGAACGCUAUUCACCAUUAUUCAAUCCUCAAUCCCAUGUUGUUUUUGGACCUGUUCAGGGUUUGUCUGGGAGGUCAUUCUUGACCACCAGUUGCAGUUCAGGAUUUUGACCGUUCAGGAUCCAUAAAGAUGGUAGAAUGUAUGGCAGACUUGAAUUUAAUUUUAUUAAUUAACGUCGGGAGCAAGAGAAUCACUUUGCAACCAAGUGACUCCUUUCUUUCGAGAUCUGAGAUCAAGACAACGGUGCGGCGGGUGGAGCUGCUGCCUCAGAGCCAGAGACCUCCCCCCCCCCCCCCCGUUCGAUCCUGACCUCGGUUGCUGCCUGCGUGGAGUUUGCACGUUCUGUCUGUGACCGCGUGGGUUUUCUCCGGAUGCUCCGGUUUCCUCCCACACUCCAAAGACGUGCAGAUUUGUAGGUUAAUCGGCCCUCUGUAAAUUGUCCCCAUUGUGUAGAGAGUGGAUGUGAAAAUGGGAUAACACGGGGCUACUGUGAACGGGUGAUCGAUGAUCUGUGUGGACUGAUGUAUCUGUGUCUAUGCACGUCUCCACACUAAACUAAGCGUAACCAAUGCCUUUGAAGUGCAGGACUUGCCCAGGUUGUUUAAGGUCUGCCUCAGAAAGUGGACAUGUAUUUAGUGUGAGCAGAGAUAUGCUGAUACUGUUCUCUAAACAUUGCACAUCUACUGAUUUCAUUAAAUCCCCAGCUUGGGGGUCUGUAGAACUAACUUGUGUAUAUAUUUAUAUGGUCCUCGAGAAUUAUGUACAUUAGAGCAAAGAUGUAUUUAUGGGAAUUAAUGUGUUCUUUUCCCAGGAUGGAGUCACAGUGACGUGCUCUUGGCCUGCCUUUUCUUUGUGUAUAUUUUUCAAUAAAUUCCUCAAAGUCA
This is a messenger RNA of Leucoraja erinaceus (little skate), 7756 nucleotides long. It is a transcript of the gene gga1, whose product is annotated as golgi-associated, gamma adaptin ear containing, ARF binding protein 1. Gene Ontology annotation, molecular function: phosphatidylinositol binding; ubiquitin binding; small GTPase binding. The record is from RefSeq and is a predicted model, not a curated record. The coding region runs from base 103 to 2211 and encodes 702 amino acids. Gene Ontology annotation, cellular component: trans-Golgi network. The transcript has 17 exons. Gene Ontology annotation, biological process: intracellular protein transport; vesicle-mediated transport. Lineage: Eukaryota; Metazoa; Chordata; Chondrichthyes; Rajiformes; Rajidae.